UUUGCAACAGUGUUCUUGUAACUUUUAAUUAAUGAAUUAUUUGCUGUCACUGUCAAUAAUGUGUUAUAUUUGAUAGUUAUCAUAAUUAUAUGUCGUUAUUUGAGACAUUCCUAAUCGGUAGUUUGUUUUUUUUAAUUUUAUCACCUGAAAUGUCACAUUUCCGAAUUGUGGAUUUUAGCUCAGACAACUCUUUAUUUCAUCCCUUUGUUCAGAAAAUGAGAAACUACCGAAGUAAAGACUAUUUAAUUAAAUUGCUGAAAAGAAACCUAGAACAGAAACUUCGAAAAAUCCGCAAGUUGAAUGAAGAAAAAAUGGAAGGCCAAUUUCGCGAGAAUGCAAAAGUGGACAAACCGAAAUGCAACUGCAAUUGCAAAUGUAAUGAGAGGAAUUUCCGAAAGCGAUGCGAACAUUGCGAACAUUGUUCCGCAGGAGGCGGAAUAGAAACCACUACCGAAUCCGAACAUUUUAAAAACUUCGUUUGCCAACAAGAAGGCAGUUUCGCAAAUCCAGACAGUUGUCGCCAGUUUUACAUUUGUUUCCACAACGAGCCGGAACCAAUAGGAGUGACAUGUCCAAAAGGAUUCGCUUUCGAUUCGGCUGAAAGAAAAUGUACGAGAAAAGCGGCUCGUCAAUGCAUCAGAAACCAGCUGUCGAUUUAUACCAACUAACCGUACAGAUUUAUUAGUUUAGAAAACGACUGCGCUUUUACAUAUUUAUUUUGUAUAAACUACGAAUAUGUGACUACAAUUUCAUGCGAUGGAAAUCGGGAACUGAUGUCGUUUCUCUUUUAUGUAAAGCAAAUAACGUGAGCGUGAUUACAUUUCGCCACCAAUGACAAGACUUUUCAUUGUAACAGUAACAUUAUUUCGUCUUUAGUUGUCCUUCAUCACUCUGUACGACUCCGAAGGGGAUUCCACCUUGACUUCUUCUUCCAUCCCGGGAAUAUCUGCCACGCUGGAUUUGCGGGAUUCGUUCGAUCUCACCCUAAACCCAAACUCAAUCAACAAAUUGGGAAAUUAUUGACACUCACCCGUAGGAGGAUUUUCCAGAGCAACGUCGCCAUAGCCACUUGCACAUGAUGAAUAAACGAUAUUUCUG
This is a messenger RNA of Tribolium madens (black flour beetle), 1098 nucleotides long. RefSeq lists its product as uncharacterized. The transcript is spliced from 2 exons. The record is from RefSeq and is a predicted model, not a curated record. The coding region runs from base 90 to 668 and encodes 192 amino acids. Gene Ontology annotation, molecular function: chitin binding. Gene Ontology annotation, cellular component: extracellular region. Lineage: Eukaryota; Metazoa; Arthropoda; Insecta; Coleoptera; Tenebrionidae.